Molecule: messenger RNA, 1270 nt
Organism: Dendrobium catenatum
Lineage: Eukaryota; Viridiplantae; Streptophyta; Magnoliopsida; Asparagales; Orchidaceae
Product: LRR receptor-like serine/threonine-protein kinase FLS2
Exons: 2
Coding region: 11-355 (114 amino acids)
Biological process (GO): protein phosphorylation
Molecular function (GO): protein kinase activity; ATP binding
Source: RefSeq, a predicted model, not a curated record
CAUUGGAUAUAUGGCACCAGAGUUUGCGUACAUGCGAAGGGUGACCACAAAGGUGGAUGUAUUUAGCUUUGGAAUAGUUAUGAUGGAGUUCUUCACGAGGAAAAGACCAACAAGGAUUACAGAGGAGGAUGGUGUGCCGCUGACCUUGAAUCAGUUUGUAGAAAAAGCCCUUGACGAUGGAUUUUAUACUGCUCUUAGCAUAAUAGACCCUGAAAUAUAUCUUUCAGGCAAAGUGGAGGAAGAGAAGGCUAUUCGUGUUCUGCAACUAGCCUUGUCGUGCACCAAAUUCACUGUCGAGGAUCGUCCAACUAUGAAAGAAGUGCUGUCAUCUCUGCUAAAGCUUACUGAUGUAUAAGUGUAGAGGAUCAAAUUGGUAGCUGGUAUACUAUCUCAAAUUUUAAAGUUGAUGUAUUAUCUAUUCUUAUUUCUUGAGUUUCAUCCUAUUGCGGCCAACUUCAUCAAGCAGGAACAUCAUUUUGUAGUAUUAAAAGAAAGGUGUUAUUGUACAAAGUCUUGUGGUAGCGUGACGUUGGAGUUAGUGUUAGAGCAUCUGUAACGUUAACAAAAUAAUAUUUGAACUUCCAUAUCAGUUGUUGCAUCGUGGGAGUAAGAGUUAUGUUAGGCAAACUUAUUUUUGUGUCUUAUUAUCACUAGACAGAUUUGGUUACAUGAUUUGUGCAUGCCAUAUUGUUCCUAAACAGAUUCUGAUUUAUUGGUAAUUGCUACUUGAUUAAGGUAUGCAUCUUCUUCGUUUUAUAUGAAAGUAAUAAUUUCAAAGAAAUACGGUGUGACAAUAUUUACAAUCUGCUUUGUGCUGUAAUUCUUAGUGGUUUUCAUUACUGGUGGACCAGAUAGGACCGUUUCAUCUUGACCAUAUCAUCUUAGGUUGGAUGCAUCAUAACCGCACACUUAUUGUGACUUGAUUUGAGUGCCAUGGACUAGAGAAGCUUGGGCUAUUAUGAAUUGUUUUAGAGAGAAGCAGAUGUGAUGUAUAUUACCUGAUGUAUGUUGACCUCUAACUGUCGGAGACCCAACCGCUCAUUCCACCUCAGCCCACCACAGAAACGACCCAUGAUCUCACACAACUGUCACACUCCUCUCGACAAAAACUGCUCCUCACGACAUAAAACAAAAAAACCUCCUCUCAUUCGGCUCUCACGCACAAAGGAAUACAGACAAGGAGAAACCGAAGCCCAUACCUGUGGUCUUGUUCGUCUCCUCCAUUUGAGUCGACUCCCUCUGCGAAUUCAAAUCGAAGCCGCACAUCUCC